CUAAUUUACCGUAUCUGACCUUUCCGUUUCGAUCAAAAACCCUAUCGCUCGAUCCGAAACCCAAAAGAAAAACUGUUAAACCCGCUCCACCCGCGCGACAUCAAAACAACACCGAAAAUCUGAGAGUUCAUAACACCCGCAGAACAAUAAUCAUGGCCUGCAAUUCCUCAAGCUGCAACUCCAAUUGUUACAAAAACGACAACGUCGAACAAUCGCUACACUCACCACGACCAACUGAUCGUAGUUCAAGUUAUACUAGUAGUAAUGGACAACAGAAUUUAUGCGUCAAGUGCAAGACCAACCAACCCAUUUCUGCUACCUCUGGCGGCCGCGGAGGCGGAGGCGAUGAUACUCGCUUUUGUGGCGAUUGCUUUAGGAGCAAUCUUUACGGGAAGUUCAGGCUCGCCGUUACUUCUCAUGCUAUGGUUACCCCUUCCGAUAAUGUCCUCGUCGCUUUCUCCGGCGGCCCUGCCUCUAGGGUGCUUCUGCAAUUUGUAAAUGAAAUGCAACGUAGAGCACAGAAGAAUUUUGAUGCAAGUAAGGAUAGAUCAUUGCCAGUAUUUGGUAUUGGAGUGGCAUUUAUUGAUGAAAGUGCUGUCUAUCCAGUUCCUUCUGAGAAAUUUGAUGAGGGAAUUAGAGAGAUGAAAUUGGUUGUGUCUAAUUUAGCACUACCAACAAAGAAGUUACAUGUUGUUCCCAUUGAAAAUAUCUAUACUUCAGAUUCUAUUGAUGGCAAGGACAAACUGGCAAAGAUACUAAAUGCUGUUACUGAUCCCACUGGUAAAGAAGAUCUUUUGCUGCAUUUGCGGACGUUGGCCUUGCAAAAGAUUGCUUCUGAAAAUGGAUACAGCAGACUUGUUUUAGGAUCAUGCAUGUCAAGGAUUGCUUGCCAUGUCCUUACAGAGACGGUUAAGGGAAAAGGAUAUUCUUUAUCAGCAGAUAUACAAUAUGUUGAUGCCAGGUGGGACAUCCCAGUAGUGCUUCCGCUUCGUGACUGCACUGCACAAGAGCUAAACUUGCUAUGCCGUCUUGAUGGUCUAAAGAAUCUGCAGUUACUUAAUAGUCCUCCCCCAAGCAUCAACAGUUUGGUGUCGUCAUUUGUUUCUCUAUUGCAGGAAGACAAUCCUUCCCGAGAGUGUACAAUUGUACGUACAGCUGGAAAGCUUACUCCAUUCCAUUUCAAUAGAAUUCCUGAAAUCAAUGAUUCUAAUGUUCCUUUGGCUACUCGAAGGCGCCAAAAAAGAUAUAAUCUUAAGCCUGUGGAAUCUAUUUCGUCAGAGUCAUUCUGUCCUAUCUGCAAUAGUCCUCUCAAUGUUACUGAUUUGUUGAGUUUGAGCAGUCCCAAAAAUAGCACAAGUUCAAGGUUUCAUGCUACAUGUUGUUCAAGUUGCCGCUUUCAAAUACUUCCCAAGGAUGUCUCAUUAAUGGAGCAUUUCUAUUCAUCUUUACCCCAGCAAUUGGUUGCUCGAGCAAAGAAUGAUCGCAAUUUCAGUUUGCUAAGGGAGCAAAUUCAAGAUUGUCUGCUUUCAGACAAUGAGGAUGAAAGUUGAAUUCAUAUGCCUCAUCUCACCUUGUUCUUUUGUUUUCUUGACAUCACUUAUUAUUUGGUUUCGAGCAGAAGAAAACACUGGUGUCCUAAAAUUGUUGAUUUUGUGAGAAAAUCUCAUUAACAUUUGUUGGAUUUGUAUACCAUUUCUUCGAAGUAUUGAUGCAAAAAUUGCUAUUUUCAUUUUUAUUUGAGUUGGAUUUGGUCAUGAA
Messenger RNA from Jatropha curcas, 1758 nucleotides. Its product is annotated as Adenine nucleotide alpha hydrolases-like superfamily protein. Gene Ontology annotation, molecular function: tRNA binding; sulfurtransferase activity. Gene Ontology annotation, biological process: tRNA wobble position uridine thiolation. Gene Ontology annotation, cellular component: cytosol. The record is from RefSeq and is a predicted model, not a curated record. NCBI's taxonomy places the organism in Eukaryota, Viridiplantae, Streptophyta, Magnoliopsida, Malpighiales, Euphorbiaceae.